AUGAGCGACGACGACGGUUUCUUCGAUGACAACUUUUUCUGCGCCGACGAGACCCUCGCUGCGCUCGAUAGUGUCGUAGCAGAAUAUGCCGCUCGUGUGCCACCACCAACGACUGGGAAACCAGAUAAUCUCGAGGUGUCAGAACCACUGCCAAAAAGACAGAGAUUGGACAAUGUCCAGGAAACUCGCGUUUCCGAUGCUCGAAUAGCCACAGACGACCUCCCAGAAAUAUCUGUGUCUGGUGUUGGCAUGUAUGGUCUUCCGCCUGGAGUUUUUCGUGACUCCGACGCGACUUGGAACGUCAUUCGCCAUUCCACAGGUACCGCGUCUAUCGUUAAUGAGCAGAUAAAGAGUGGUCCAAGUGGGAGCAUGCAUGCCGAUACUAACAUUACAAUGAUAGAUGUAACGAAGCGGAAUGUUCACCUACCUCGGAGCAAUGGCAGCCGUCCGUCGUCUCGUGUACCGCAAUCUGGACCUGUUCAGAGGGGUAGAAAUAGACAUCCUUCUCCUCAAUUGCAUCAGCUACAGGCUUCUGGCUCUAACAUUCCAUCUUCUGGCCUGGCUCCUCCUCAAAUCUCGACAACAAAUGCUGUAGAAGCCAGAGUGCAAGACUUGCUGACGAAGUUGAAAGAGUCAGAAGAUGAAAGAAGGAGGAUCCAACUCGCACUUGAAGAGGCUAAGAAAGCACGCUUUUCAAAGGAGGGAGAAGUAACGAUUCUGCGCCAAACCAUCGAAAAGACCGCCAAAGAUUACGCCGCUCAAAUAUCAAGACUCAAGGCUGACAAGGAAGAAGCAGAUGCCAGGCAGGUGCAAAUGCAACGAGAUCGAAAGGACGAGAUGGAGAGACUGAAGACUGAAUUUAUAUUCAAGCAACAAGAAGCGGAGGCAUCACGAAGACCAUCGUCUGUGCGAUCCAAAAGAGCAGUAAAGGAGGUCUAUUCUCAAGCACUACCAAUGUCCCUUCAAAUGCAAGGGUGGAAUCCCAGCCGUAGCUCCCAGGCUGGGCCUAGUACUCCGCGUCGUCCCAAGAUUGCGCGGAAUCUUCUGAAGACUCCCGAAAAACCUCAGAAACUGCUUGACUUUCAGAAUGCCUUCAUGCCCAGCCCCCCAUUACUACCACGAAAUAAUACAAGAGAGAGCACAAAUUCUUCAAGUCAAAUAUUAAUGCAUAGCCAGGCUAUCAAUUCUCCGAUUUCUAGCUCUUCUAGAAGGAAUAGGGUUGAGGCUGAUUCUGAUGUUAAUAUGGACGACGACUUCAAAGCUGACUCGGAUGAAGCGGUUCCAAGCAGUGAUGAUGUAUUUAAUGACGACGGAAAUACGAUAACGAUAGAAGACCAAACUGAGGUCUUCGACCUGGAACCAUUCGACUGGAAAGCAGAACUGUUCCGAAUAUUACUGACUCAUACAUCAUCAUCAUCUCAUCAACCGACACUACUUUCGCUGACAGAAGCACCUAUUGUAACAGCCACUCACUCUAAUAGUCAAUAUAGUGAAGUCGUCUCAAACAUCCUUGCCAUCGUAGGCAUGUCGAGAAUUCACGAUUACCCCACAGCAGCCAUAGCUGUGUCGCCGUGUCUGGUUUCCAUGGCGUCUGUUUUGGCUACGCUAGAUAUCACUUCACAUUUAAUUGGAAUGCUAGAUCUACUAGUAUCACUCAUCCAUUCAUUGCCGUCAUUUUCCUCCAUACUACUGUCACAGACCGAUUCCAAUGGCGAUUCUCGCAUUAUGGUUUUACUCUCCAGCAUCAUCCAUACCCAUUUACAGCCCUCGAAGGAUGCGGCCUACCCAAAGCUACUUGCGAAGGAAACGUUAGACUUACUAGAAGUCUUAUGUUGGAAUGUUGCAACCACAGACAUUGACAAACUCGGCUAUAUAUGCCAGAAUCGAGACGUAUUCGCCGUCCUCCUUCAUAAUCACCAACCAAAUUGGGUUUUAUCCCAAGUGACUCACUUCCUUAUUCGUCUCAUGACAUAUCCUCAACUUUGUCAUUACAUACUCGCCUUUCCGACGUCCGAGUCGGAACAACCUGUCGCGUCCGAGACUACCAAAUAUCCUGUGCUCGAUCGGUUAUGCUCCUUCCUCAUUGAUAUCAAUCGCCAAGAUGAUGAGUGCCUGUCCAUGAAAACACAUAUCCUCAUCUUCUUCGCUUUGGUGUCAAUCGCUGAUGCUAAGGCAUUUGCUGUUCUGACCAGCUCAGUGGUCUUGGUGCCUUCAUUGGUUAUAUGUCUUCAUAUGCUGACGACGCCACUAUGGGAGGAAGAUGAAAAGUACACUUCGUCUGCGGACCUCACAUUGACGGUUGUUCGAUUGAUGAAUCACACGCUGUAUCUUCUUCAUAACAUCGUUAGCAGCGACCCGACAGCUAUGAACUUGCGGCAAAAACUUCUUCGCGCUCCACCUCGGCAUUUCAAUGGCAUCAUGCAUAUGUUCACUCUCACAUUUGGACGGCUAAGUUAUUCACCCCUGCCAGACUGGAUGCCAGUGCCUGCCCAGCUCGAGUUGAACAUCAUGUCAGAAAUGGCUAGGGAUAUGGUAGAACUUGUCCUAGAUCAACCGGAAGAUGAGGCUGUUUGGACAGCGCUCCAAGACACAGAUCUCGAUGAGGGCAAUGUGACAAACGAAGACGAUAUGGAAGAAGAACUCAUGGGACAAUGA
Desarmillaria tabescens is the source of this 2655-nucleotide messenger RNA. RefSeq lists its product as uncharacterized. NCBI's taxonomy places the organism in Eukaryota, Fungi, Basidiomycota, Agaricomycetes, Agaricales, Physalacriaceae. The transcript is spliced from 11 exons. The record is from RefSeq and is a predicted model, not a curated record. Bases 1 to 2655 code for a protein of 884 amino acids.